Messenger RNA from Tripterygium wilfordii, 3800 nucleotides. RefSeq lists its product as uncharacterized. Lineage: Eukaryota; Viridiplantae; Streptophyta; Magnoliopsida; Celastrales; Celastraceae. The record is from RefSeq and is a predicted model, not a curated record. Bases 165 to 3449 code for a protein of 1094 amino acids. The transcript has 11 exons.
AGGGGUCAAAGUUCACUCCUUUUUUUCGUCUCAGCCUCUCAUCUUUACUUUUCUCAUUGAAAAACAAUUCCCCCAAGACACAUGCUUUGGAGCUUCACAUUCUCAGUUCAAGAUCUCUCAGUUGGAGUUUAAGUCUCUUUUUUAUUUAAGCUGAGCUAGUGCAAAUGGAGAGUGGAAUAGAUGGUGAUGCUCCUUUAGAUUAUGCCACCAUUCAGGUUUUUCCAUCUGAAAACAGGUUUGAAGCUUUUGUUUGCGGUAACAACAAAGUAGAAAAACUGUCUGUUGGGCUACUGGAACAACUCUUGCCACAUUUACCUGGAGUAAAUGAUUUGUAUGCCAAAGGAUCCAAUUGUACAUUUACCCUUGAACUGCCUGAAGAAUUCAGUCCUGCAGUGUGGUUCACAAAAUCAACCAUAAACAGAUUCCUACAAAUUGUGGCUUUUACGGAUUUUUUAAAUACUGGCAAGGGUAUAGAAGGAGAGAUAUCUCAGUUGGAAGCAGCCAGAAAAUUCCAAUUAUAUUUGUCUGCGCAGGUCCACCAGAAUCUAUCUGAAGGACGGGACACAGGCUGUAACUCAAUUGAUACAGCGAUAAAUCUGAAACAUGAAAGUGGUAGUGCAUCAUCAGUCGCUUCAAAGAAUGAACUGUUACGAGCUAUAGACUUGAGACUCACAGUACUAAGAAGGGAGUUAGCUGCAGUUUUAGAGCACGCUGCUGGUGCCAGCUUCUCUUCUACGGAAAUUAGUGAACUAGCAGAGUUCUAUGAAAAUUUUGGAGCAACAGAUUUGAAGAACAUUUUCUGCAAGCUUUUGGCUAUGAAUCAAAAUUGUGAUUCUGAUGGCCCCCUAAAUGAAGGCAAGUCCUCCGUAACAAGUAAUGUACAUAAGAUAGAUAGCACAAGUAAUGUACAUAAGGUAGAUAGCGACAUUCAGAUAUCAAAACCAGUAAGGUCAGUGACUGCGGUAAAAUAUGGUGUGUCACCAGCGAAAGUGGCUGAGAUUGAGCGGCUGAGCUCAACAGAAAGUGAGGAGUCUUCUGACGAUAGUGAGAGAAAUAGAACAUCUGCAGACAGAAGUCGAGCUCGCAUAAGAUCUGCAUCACCUAGACGGUCAGCUUCGCCAAUGCGGAGGAUUCAAAUAGGGAGAACUGGUUCUCGUAGGCCAAACUCGCUAACUGUGAAGAGCCUUAGUCAUUAUCCUGGUAGAGAAAGUUCAACAUCUCAUAGGGAUGUAGCUGCAAAUACUAUGGGAGACGAAGGAUCUGAACGACCUAGUCAGAAACCUGAGAAUAAUGCAAGGAGCCUGACUGUUCAAGAUGCAAUAAAUCUUUUUGAAAGGAAACAGAAGAAUCAGACUGCAGAUGUUCAAAGCCGGCUCUCAUUAACAAACAUCUCUCUUUCUGCCAAUAAAUCUGUGCUGAGAAGAUGGAGUGCAGGUAUGGAGAAAUCCUCAUCCCAGUUGGAGAUGGAAGUUGCUUCCGAAGACUCUGAUACAAUGGUUCCCAAUGAUGUGGAUGGAAUGAAUUCAAAGUCUUUGGUAGAAGUAAAACAAGAGCCUGAUCUAGUAUCAGGACUUCAAAAUCCGGUUGAUACGGUUGCCAUGAGUACAGAUAUGCAAAGAGGAGAAAAAGUGGGACCUGAUUCUGUAAAUAUUCAACAGGAAGCUAUGGUAACCAAAAAGGUAGAAACUAAUGGAGGAUCAACAGCGUCAUUAGAAUGGAGCAGUCGAAAGGAAGCGGAACUAAACCAGAUGUUAAAAAUGAUGGAGAAACAGCCUGUCAACAACUCAAAGCAUCAACCAAGCAGAAAUCAAAAUCUCCCAUCAGAGGUUAGAGGUGGAUUUUAUAACCACUACAAGGAGAAGAGAGAUGAGAAACUAAGAGGGGAAAAUGCUAAAAAGCGAACAGAAAAAGAAGCACAAUUUAGAGCGAUGCAGCGAAUUCUUGAUGAAAGGAAAGCCGAAAUGGCCUCUGCAAAUAUGAAUGAUGUUAGUAAAAAACUACCCUUGUGUAAGCCCCAAAACUCGCUAAAGAGCCUGCAUCACAAUGAAAAUUCCAAGAAAGAAACCGCAAAAUCUUCUGCCACGAAGAAGGUUUCAUCUAAACCGACCCCCUCACCUGCAUCUCGUAAAUCAUGGCCUUUAACAGCAUCACAAAGAUCCAUAACAGCACCUGCUAAAGCUCCUGCUGGGAUUUCAUCUGGGGGUAUUACACCAACACAAAGGAAAUCACAGCCAACACGAUCACUUCCUCGUACAAGCCCAAAGGUGGAAAGAUCCCAGUUAAGACCGAGGAAUCUGAAGGAAAGCCUGCCCGUUAAUAACCCGAGUUUGAAGAGUGUGAAUGAGAAAAAGCAGCAACCAGUGAAAAAAGGUGGCAGAGCUGCAAAAGCCAAGGUUGAGGAUUCUUCUAGAGAUUGUUCUGGCAUUGUUCCAGCAAAGCCUAGUUUCUAUAACAAGAUGACUAAGAAAAACAGCAUAGUGCCACUGGAAUCAAAGUCUGUUCUGCGUAAGGGACCUGCUGGUUCUAGGGUAGGUCCUCUUGUCGAGAAGAAAAAACAUUCUUCUGACUUAGAGGAUUCUUCAAAAAACUGCACAACUUUGACCAAAUCUCAGGAAAACGAAGUGGUUGUCAAAACUUCUGUCGAAAUGUGUGAGGAUCAUCAUGAUGCCCCUGCAGAGGCAGAAACUCUAGCAAGCAGCACUCAGAGUUCUGGUGAGAUGGAGAAGUGUAACAAUGAAGCUGCUGAAGUUACCGAUGACUUCCAAAAUAUGGCAGAGCCUUCAUUAGAAAUUCUAGCUGAAGAAGAGUUGACAAUCUCUCCCUCCGCCUGGGUGGAAAUAGAAGAGCACGAAGACGUUCCUCAUCCUGGUGAUGACUGCAAAUCUCUACUUUUGUCACCUGCCGAUGGUGCAGCAAUUGGAUUGCCAAGUACUCGUGUCCGCCAUUCUCUUUCACAGAUGCUGCAAGAAGAAAGUAGUGAACUCGAUAACAUAGCAUGGGGAAAUGCUGAAACUCAUACUGCCAUUUUCUCUGCAAAGGAUGCUCCCAAAGGAUUGAAGAGGCUCUUGAAAUUUGCUCGGAAGAGUAAGGGAGAUGCAACUAUAACCGGUUGGUCAAGUCCAUCAGUCUUUUAUGAAGGAGAGGAAAAUGCUGAAGAAUCUGGAGCUUCUAGUACGAGAAACACAGACAAUCUGCUGAGAAAGGCAGCUCUUAAUGUAAAAACUGAUGGGCCGCAAAGGAGUUUGGCCUCUAGAGGAAAUGACAAAUAUAUGAAUGCUUGUGAACUUCCAUCUGCUCAACAAAAUAUAAGUAAAUUUGAGGCGCAGAGUUCCCACAGGUUGCAUAAAGGCAAUGUCCCAGCUUCAACCUCUGCGACUAAAGGAACGAAGUCAUUCUUUUCGCUUUCGGCAUUUAGGGGAAGCAAACCUAAUGAAACAAAAAUCCGUUGACUGUGAGAUAUCUGAUUGUGGAGAGUAGGUCUUUAUUAUUUGCUUUCACCCGAAACCAUAUGCAGGCUAUAUUUGGCUUGACAAAUAUCCUUCUAUGUGAUUCUCACGUUUAACUGCAUGUCAUGUAGAUUCAAUGUCUUAUAGUAUGAACUUAUAUGCAUUGUUCCCUGUGAACCAGUUUAGGCCACGGUUUGCCAGUUGGCCUCGCCCUGUAUAAGAAUCACUGAAUUGUUCUGCAAGUCUGUAAGCUUUGCUGACCUUGAAAUCAUUUUAAGGCUUGAUUAUGUACACAUGUAGCCAAAGGAAGCACGUUACUGCACACUGAAAGUGAUAUUGGUUUUUUCGAGUCCA